Molecule: messenger RNA, 4005 nt
Organism: Erinaceus europaeus (western European hedgehog)
Lineage: Eukaryota; Metazoa; Chordata; Mammalia; Eulipotyphla; Erinaceidae
Gene: PLPPR2
Product: phospholipid phosphatase related 2
Exons: 9
Coding region: 195-1553 (452 amino acids)
Biological process (GO): phospholipid dephosphorylation; signal transduction; phospholipid metabolic process
Molecular function (GO): phosphatidate phosphatase activity
Source: RefSeq, a predicted model, not a curated record
GCUAGUCUGAGCCCGGGGGUGGCCGGGGCCGGGGCCCUCGCUUCUGCAUCCCUGCGGCCGCCCUCACUCCCGGGGGAGCCGGCUGUCAGUCUGUCCCUCUGCCUGCCCAGCCGCGCCAGGGUCGUCCAGGCGGCUCGGGGAGGGGAGAGAGAGGGAUCCGACGAUUACAUCUUCCGCCUGGCCGGGUCUUCACCAUGGCGGGAGCCAGACCGCAGCUGAAGAGGAGUUUCUCCAUCAUUCCCUGUUUCGUCUUCGUGGAGUCGGUGCUGCUGGGCGUCGUGGUCCUGCUGGCAUAUCGCCUGGAGUUCACUGACACCUUCCCCGUGCACGCCCAGGGCUUCUUCUGCUAUGACAGCACUUAUGCCAAGCCCUACCCGGGCCCCGAGGCUGCCAGCCGGGCCCCACCUGCACUUAUCUACGCCCUGGUCACCGCUGGGCCCACCCUCACAAUCCUGCUGGCCGAGCUGGCCCGUGCCUUCUUCCCUGCUGCCCCCUCUGCCAUCCCGGCCAUCCCCGAGAGCACCAUCGUGUCUGGCGCCUGCUGUCGCUUCAGCCCCUCGCUUCGGAGGCUGGUCCGCUUCCUGGGGGUCUACUCCUUUGGCCUCUUCACCACGACUAUUUUCGCCAACGCGGGCCAGGUGGUGACGGGCAACCCCACGCCCCACUUCCUGUCCGUCUGUCGCCCCAACUACACGGCCCUAGGCUGCUCGCCACCCUCCCGGGACCACCCGGGACCUGACCGCUUUGUCACAGACCAGGGAGCCUGUGCCGGCAGCCCCAGCCUGGUGGCCGCUGCGCGCCGCGCCUUUCCCUGCAAGGACGCGGCCCUUUGUGCCUACGCCGUCACUUACACAGCGAUGUACGUGACCCUCGUGUUCCGGGUGAAGGGGUCCCGCCUGGUGAAGCCCUCGCUCUGCCUGGCGCUGCUGUGCCCCGCAUUUCUGGUGGGCGUGGUCCGCGUGGCCGAGUACCGCAACCACUGGUCCGAUGUGCUGGCGGGCUUCCUCACUGGGGCGGCCAUCGCCACCUUCCUGGUCACGUGUGUGGUGCACAACUUCCAGAGCCGGCCGGCCUCUGUGCGAAGGCUCCCUGCCUGGGACGACCUGCGGCCAGCCCCCACUGUGGACAGCACCCUCGAAAAGUUAAGUGUAGCCCAGGAACCCGAGACCUGCAAGCCGCAUGCGACACCGGCAAGGCUCCCCACAUCCAAGCCGCAGAGCUGCGCCCGCCGUGGCCACCUGAUGUCCAGCUGCGUGUCGUCGCGGGCCCCGGCCCUGUGCUCGUCGCCCCGCGUCCCCCGACCCCGCCUGCGGUCCGAGCCCUCCGCCCUGCCCCUGCCCCUGCCCGCCCCCGGCCCCGGCCCCGCCCCGGGUCCCGCACCCUCGUCCCCCGGCCCCGGGGGUCCCGGCGGGGGCGGCGGGCGGGGCCGCAAGCUGCUGCUGCCCACGCCGCUGCUGCGGGACCUCUACACCCUCAGCGGACUGUACCCCUCGCCCUUCCACCGCGACAACUUCAGCCCCUACCUGUUCGCCAGCCGCGACCACCUGCUGUGACCCCCAGACCCCUCCCGACCCCCCAAGACCCCUUACCGCACCCCCAGGCCCUGCCUGCCACGGGCACCGCCCGGAGCCCCCCACAGCCCCCCACAGCCCCCACCAACAACCAGGUCCGGGCAGCAGAGAGGGGGGCUGGAUGGAUUUAGAGGGCGCCCUCACCCCACCCCCAAAUGGAAAGGGGCACAACUGGGAGGUGGGCCCACCUGUCUCCGGGGUUGUCCUUUUAAAGGGCGAAGGCCGAUCCCAUGGAUCAGGGCUCAGCCAAUGGGAGCCCCUGAUCUCCAAAUUGUAACCAAAGGGAGUUUGCUCCAGCCAAUGGGAGUUGCUCCUUUUGCUUCAUUGAUCUUUACGAGGCCUAGGUUGUCUUUUUUUUUUUUUUUUCUUUUCUUUUUAAAAAAUAUUUAUUUAUUUAUUUAUUCCCUUUUGUUGCCCUUGUUGUUUUAUUGUUGUGGUUAUUAUUGUUGUUGAUGAUGUUGUUGUUGUUGGCUAGGACGGAGAGAAAUGGAGAGAGGAGGGGAAGACAGAGAGAGGGGGAGAGAAAGACAGACACCUGCAGACCUGCUUCACCGCCUGGGAAGCGACUCCCCUGCAGGUGGGGAGCCGGGGGCUCGAACCGGGAUCCUCAUGCCGGUCCUUGUGCUUUGCGCCACGUGUGCUUAACCCACUGUGCUACCACUCGACACCCCUAUUUAUUUACUUUUAUUUUAUUUUAAAAAUUUUUAUUAUUUAUUGGAUAGGGACAGAGAGAAAUUGAGAGAGGAGGGGCAGAUAGAGAGGGAGAGAGACAGAGAGACACCUGCAGCCCUGCUUCACCACUUGGGAAGCUUUUCCCCUGCAGGUGGGGACCAGGGGCUUGAACCUGUGUCCUUGCGCACUGUAAUGUGUGCGCCUAACCAGAUGCGCCACCGCCUGGCCCUUAUUUUAUUUAUUUUUGUUUGUUUUGUUUGCCUCCCGGGUUAUCGCUGGGGCUGGGUUCCGGCACUAUGAAUCCACCGCUCCUGGUGGACAUUUUCCUCCAUUUCAUUUGCUAGGACAGAGAGAAGAUGAGAAAAGGGAGAGAGGCAGAGAGGGGGAGAGACAGAGACACCUGAAGACCUGACUCACAGCUUGUGAAGCAACCCCCCUGCAGGUGUAGAGCCGCAGGCUCGAACCCGGAUCCUUGUGCGGGUCCCUACGCUUCCUACAGUGGCGCUUAACCCGUAGCACCACCGCCCUGCUCCCUUUUUAAUUUUUUUUGAACAUUUAAAAAAAUUCUCUUUAUUUUUUUUUUUUUUUUUACCCACAGAGCUAUGCUCAGCUCUGGCUUCUGGUCAUGCUGGGAUUAAACCUGGGAGCUCAGAGCCUCAGGCUUGAAAGUUAUUGAUUCUUGUUGUUGUUAUGAUGAUAUCUGGCCUCAUCUGUGCAAUUCCACUGCUCCAGCACUUAUGAUCGUAUUUAUUUAUGUCUUUAUUUUUUCCAUUUCAGAGAGAGAGAGAGACUCCAUAACUAUAAAUAGAGAAGGGGGUAAUAGAGAGGGAAAGAGAGGGCCCGCGUGGUGACACACCUGGUUGAGGACAUAUGUUACAAUAGGUAAGGACCUGAGUUCAAGCCCCCGGUCCCACCUGCAGGGGGACAGCUUCACGAGUGGUGAAGCAGGGCUGCAGGGGUCUCUCUGUCUCUCUCUUACAAGCUGUUAGGGCUCCAACUUGACUCCUGCAAAGGAAGCCACAGACCCUACCCUGUGAGACCCAUAGUCCACAAGUCACACCUUAAACAACUGUUACUGGUGUCUUAGUCAAUUAUCAGACAUAGGUUUUUUACAAUUCUGAUUUCCAGAGCCCUGCUCAGCUCUGGCUUCUGCUGGUGCUGGGUAUUGAACCUGGGACCUCAGAGCCUCACAGAGGAAAGUCCAUUUGCAGAACCAUCAUGCCGUCUCCCCAGCUCCCUUUACAUUCUUUCCUUUAUUUUUUUAUCUUCCCCUUCAGAUCUUAGAGGGUUGGUAGGUAUGAUUCCAGUCCGUAGGGGAACCCCUAUAUCUGGCAGGGGAAAUGUGGGGGGGGGGAGGAAGAUGGGUGAUCUUUUUCCCUGCCAUGUGAGUCCUCGAGUCUCAGGAUCCCGUCCACGGUCCUUCAUCCCCCCUUGACACAACCUCUCAUCCAGCGCCACCCCCACUUUCCUCCACAUGCAGGAUUCAUGUGGGGGUUCAGGGUGCUGUGUCUCCCUGUCUCCGGGUCACCCCCCAAAACCUUGUUCUUCAUGAGGGCUGUGGAAAAGACUAUUUUUUUCUUCUCAGAAACACCCCUGUUUUUUCACCGUGCCCCUCCCCAAAUGCCUCAGCCUCAUUUAGGGGAGGAGGGGUAGAGAGGGCUUCCCGUCCCUGGGGAGGGGGCGGCCAAAGGCAGUGGGCAGAGGAGACACUGCCCCCUUUCCCAGCCUUCCAUCUUUAAUAAACACCUGUUUGUAACAGAAA